Messenger RNA from Aphanomyces astaci, 1033 nucleotides. RefSeq lists its product as hypothetical. The coding region runs from base 402 to 818 and encodes 138 amino acids. The record is from RefSeq and is a predicted model, not a curated record. Lineage: Eukaryota; Oomycota; Saprolegniomycetes; Saprolegniales; Verrucalvaceae. The transcript has a single exon.
GCCGAGUCGACUGUAGCCAACGUCGCGUGCGAGUCGCUCGGGUGGAGCCACUGGGUGCUUCUGACGGUGUUUAAAGUGUGGGAUGUAGCUUUACAUGUGGGCUGGUAGCCAUGCUGAAUACGUGAUGGAGAAUGGAUGAGGUUAGUUCCUCGACCGAGCACAUAAUGUCCAUCAUGGUGGUGAAGGGGUGGCGGCGAUCCUCCUUUGGUCAUGAACCUGUCGUGCGCGCGGCGGACGGACACGUGGCGUUCGAGCCGUCGACUCAACUUGGCGACGGGUGUCAUCUCAGCCGCCGCCAUAGUUUCGUCGCUCGACAGAUGCGCGUUCGCCUGGAAUGCAAUCAUCCGUUCUGACGGGUUAAAGUUGUACACGAAUGAUUCCUCUCGAGAGGCUGGUCGAACAUGCCUUGCAUGGGAGACGAAGGCGACGUUGGUCGCCUUGGCUGCGACGGGAGUUGGAUGGCGGCGGGGGGGCUGUCGUAUUCGUUGAACGUGCUGCGGAGGCUUGGUGUGGGAGGGCUGUUUGUGGCUCUCAGUGUUGUCGUUGUCGUCGUUGUUAUGACGUUGCUGGCCUGGUUCUGGAGCAACACCGACAAACACCCGAUGGGCGUGAGCUUUGUCGCCGAUAAGAAACGCAUCGAGUCGGCGGCGGAUGUGCUUUUGCUCGGCUUUCUCGGCUUUGGUGGCAUCGUGUACUGUGGCUACAGAAGGUCCACGACCAAUGUCGGGUCGAGCGGUCUGGGGUCGCACAGACUUGACGGUGGGUCGAUGGAGCAUGGUGCUGUGGCAUGGGAGAUUGUUGGGAAGGAUAUGACGUGACGCAGAGGCGGUCGUGCGAAAUUGCCGGGCUGUCUGUGGUCGACGAACUUGAUGCAAAGGCGGAGCUGGCCGCGUCGGCAGCGGAGUCGUGUCCAAGAUCACCGUCGUGGCUUCAUGCACAUCAUACACGACAUUCAAGUAUUGUGUGAGGGGAUCUGACUCCCCCAUGGACACUCCUCUAUGAUGGUUAUGUGGAUAGGUAUGAUGGGGACAAC